AACAUACGUAACUUCAUGGCAUUGAAUGCGCUGUCGCGUCCUUUGACACGGUUAACCGUUUACAAAACCGAUUUUCAGACAUUUCUGGUGAUGUUUAAACUAUUAUAUCAUGCCUAGUGUAUGUGAAAAAUCGGUGAAAUUUCGGCAAAUUCUUAGUGUUUGCCUCCAGUAGUUGAUGUGAUACGGAUUGGGUCCAGCACGUCAAAAACCAAGACAUAGUCGUGUGUGCUUCGAUAGAUAUAUUUGCUUUAUUGAUAUUUUGAGUGUCAGACGUUUUGGUGUCUAUGCAUAUCUUGAGAGUUUGGACAGUGUUUUAGACUAUCUUUCACCAAGCAAACAUUUUUAAAUAGACUCAAGAUACAUACCUGAUAAAAUGUCAGAAAUCGUGUACCCUCAGGGGUGUAGGUCCGUUACGGAGGAUCUUGGUCCAGAUGAGCUCAUUAGAAGACUUAAGACAUUGGCACAUACCCUACAAGCAAUGGGUCAAGAUGAAGGAAUGUAUCAGCAGUACAUUCCAUUGGCUUUACACUUAGCCGAAGAUCAUUUUCUCAUGCACCAAAGUAAAGACGUACAGCUAUUAAUUGCAUGUUGCAUUGCUGACGUUCUUAGAGUAUAUGCACCUGAAGCUCCGUACAAAGAUGCUGAACAGGUGAAAACCAUAUUUUUAUUUCUCAUCAAACAACUCGCUGGUCUGAAAGAUCCAAAAGAUCCAGCAUUUAAGCGAUAUUUUUACUUGCUUGAGAAUUUGGCAUAUGUCAAAUCUUUCAACAUGUGCUUUGAACUGGAAGAUUGUCAGGAAAUAUUCUGUGCUCUAUUUUCACUCAUGUUUAAAAUAGUCAAUGAUGAGCAUUCAGGAAAAGUGAAAAGUUUUAUGCUGGAUGUCCUUUGCCCUCUUAUAACUGAAUCAGAUAUUGUCGGAAACGAGCUGUUGGAUAUAAUUCUGAUGAAUAUAGUAGAACCCAACAAGACACAGAAAAAAAACGCUUACUUGUUGGCAAAAGAACUUGUGAUUAAGUGCAGCGAUACAUUGGAACCCUAUAUUCAAGCGUUUUUUAAUCACGUCCUCAUUCUUGGAAAAGAAGAAAAGGGUCUUCAAAUCUGUAAAAAAGUAUACGAUUUGAUCUACGAACUGAACCACAUUUGUCCAAGUGUUUUGCUAUCAGUCCUUCCUCAGUUGGAAUGUAAACUCAAAUCAUCUUUGGAAAAUGAGAGAUUGGGGGCUGUUGCCUUACUCGCCAGAAUGUUUUCAGAAAAAGGAUCGCAAUUAGCGAUGCAGCAUACACAGUUGUGGCGUGCAUUCUUAGGUAGAUUUAACGACAUAAGUGUUUCAAUUCGCAUUAAAUGUGUUCAGUAUUCCAUGCACUUCUUACUGAAUCAUCCGGAGCUCAGAAAAGACAUUACUGACACACUUAAAUUAAGGCAACACGACGCGGAUGAGAGCGUCAGAUACGAAGUUGUUAUGGCUAUCGUCACUACUGCACGAAGAGAUUUCGAAGUUGUAUCAGAUAGCGAAGAUCUGUUGGAAUUUGUGAAAGAGAGAACUCUAGAUAAGAAGUUUAAAAUUCGAAAAGAAGCCAUGUCGGGAUUGGCAAUGAUUUACAAAAAGCAUCUCAAUGACGCUGAUGUUCCUCAAGCUACCAAAAAAGCGGUCACUUGGAUUAAAGACAAAAUCUUACAUGGCUAUUACAUGGCUGGAAUGGAAGAUAGAUUACUUGUCGAAAGGUUGCUCAAUACAUGUCUAGUUCCAUAUCAACUCAGCCCGGAAGAGAGAAUGAAAAAAUUAUAUCACCUGUUGGGUACUAUCGAUGAUCACGCGUCCAAAGCAUUCGUUGAACUGCAAAAGCAUCAACUAGCGGUGCGAAGAUCCGUCGUGGAAUGGGUUGAAAUCAUAAAGAAGCCUGAUUCUCCAGCACGUGACCGUGACUUAAUGAACAAAAUUUUGCAAAUAUCACGGUUCCUGCCAGAUCCAAUGAAGGUUCAAGAGUUUUUGCAGAAAUUCAGUGCACAUAUGAAGAAAGAACCAACGCUUCUGCAGGGCAUGGAGACCAUUGUACAACCAAAUGUAACCUGCAAAGAAUGUGCAGAGACUACUAGCCUAGUUUUGAAAAAACUCGGACAACCGGUUAUGACCAAUCUUUAUUACAACACUAUCAAAAUGCUAUUGGAAAGAGUCAGCAGUGUCAUGAUUGAUGAAGAAGCUAUUAGGGUUUUGAUUGGCUAUGUAUUGGACUGUCUGAAAGGUGGCAAUGUUAUUGAAGAAGUCGGCUUAAAUCCAAAUAAUGCAGGCGAAAAGGGGUUGAGGUUGCUUGUGAUGUUAUCAUUUGUCUUUGGCCCUCAUUUUUUGCAUGCGGACAUAUUGAUGCGUUUGGUGAAUUUAUUAGAACUUGACGAUGAAAUGGUGGCACCUUUGGUUUUAUCUAUUUUCACGUUUUUGGGAAAAUACAAAUCUUUGUCUGACGUGGCCCCUGAUAUAAUGAAUCUAAUGGUACCUAUGUGUAAAACUUUUGCCGAAACUGGUACUCCAAAACAAGCAAAACAGGCCAUUAGGUGCUUGUUUGUUAACAUGGCUAAUAUUCAUGAUUCCAUAUUCCCUGAAAUCAUUGAAAGGAUCAAAAAUACACUUACUCCAAGCUCAGAACAUUACCGGACAUCCAUUGUUACACUGGGACAUAUCGCUUAUAAUCUGCCUGACAAGUAUCAAAUACAAAUAAAAAACAUGGUAUCCAGAAAGAUCGUAAAAGAGCUACUAGUCAAAGAAAACAGUGAGCAAACAACGGAUGUAAUCGAAGGAGACUGGUGUCGGGAAGAACUAUUGCCAGAGGAGACGCGUUGUCGGGUAGAAGCAUUAAAAUGCAUGGCUAGGUGGCUGUUGGGACUUAAGACUGAUGUUCUUUCCGCCCAAAAGACAUUCAGAAUGUUGAAUGCAUUCGUAGUAAACAAAGGUGACCUUCUGCAACAGGGCCGAUUAAGUAGAGCUGAGAUGAGCUGGCUGAGAUUGCAAGCGGGAUGCUCAAUGCUGAAGAUAUGUGAACAGAAAGGAGUUGGAGAUCAAUUUACUGCAGAACAAUUCUACAAUUUAUCUCAGCUUAUGGUGGAUGAAGUUCCUCAAGUUAGAGAAGCCUUUGGAGGUAAACUGCACAAAGGCUUAGGCAGAGGAAUACCAAACAAAUGUCUACCACUAGAUUUUAUGGGGUAUUAUGCACUUGCUGGAAAAGAACAAGACAAAAGGUUGAGGUAUUUAUUAAAAACAUACAUGCAGACUGACAUCAACAAAAGAAGAGAUUAUGUCAAAACAUUGUCAUUGGGGACUGUCGCAAAAGCAAUGGGUCAACUACCCCAUAUUCUACCUGACUACAUGCUGGUAUUUGCGGUCCCCAUUCUCGCCCACGAUCCUGAAUUCACAAACAACACUGAUACGAGUCAACUUAAAAUCAUUCAACAGUGUCUCUGGUAUAUACUAGAACCGCUGAUAACUAAAAAUGAAUUCUAUUGUUAUGGAUUCUACAAAAACCUUAUUGAACGGAUGAAGAGUCACAAGGAUGCAUUGAAACCUGAUGAUGACUCUGCUAACUACAAAUUAUGGGCAGUGUGUGACUUGGCUAUGAAUCUUAUAUUUACUAAGACAACUAACUUUGACUUGAAAGAGUUCCCAAGCGAAACGCGCAUUCCUACAAUGUAUUUCAAAAGGGCAGACGAGCUGUUAUCAAAUACUAAGAGUUAUCUUCCUGGCGAAAUGCAAAUAAACAUGUCCAGCCCUAAAGGAAAGGGUCUUCUUCAUAAUUCACACCUUGGUAGUGAAAGGCCCCAAAGGAAGACUAAAGCUAAACAGCAAAAGGAAGUAGGCAUUGGACCUAAUGAAACAGACGCCAGGCUGCAAAGUGGGGAAAUGGAAUGUAUUGACGCACAGCCCGCAGAAGCAUCAGAGACUAGAAUCCAGCUUCCUGGUAUGGAAGAUGAGAUGGAAGAACCACCAGCCAAAAGAACGCUGAGAGAUUCUGAUAAAAUUAAUCUCAAGUGAAAUUAGCGUGCGUGAGGAGCUGUGUUAGCGGCAUGGGGAUGGGGGGUGGGGGGCAACUUACGGGGAUCGACCGAAGACGAUAAAUAUAUGAAAAAAAACCGAAGAAAAGAAGAACAGUUUACAAAUUAGAAAACAGAAUAUUUUGGUUAUACACAGCAAUUAUUACACCUAAGUCGUUUGCGUAUUUCGAAAAUUUUACCCAUUAUAGUUAUGACGCACUCAGCUUUGAUAGCUGAUAUUUAUAAUUGUCUAUAAUUCAUCAAAUUCAAUAGCCACGAAACUACAUGGCAAUAAACGAUUAUUUGACUCGCCAGUUUCAGCUGCAUUACUGGUUGAUUGGACACUGUUGUGAAGUAUACGCAACUUUUUUUUUUUGUUCAAAUAUCACGCACGUUCAUUGGCAUUUAGAACAAUUGUCAUUUACGAUAAAUCAUCUAUUACAAUAUUUUGAUGAUAUGCUACCUACUGUAUGAUGAUGAGCUCUAUAUUUCAUGAUCCAUGUAGACUUGGCUAUUCGGUUUGUCAUAUUUUUUGAAUUAUGUACUGAUAUCGAUCGACUUCCAAUGGUGUAUCAUUUCCCUUACAUACUAGGCUAGGUCUCAUGAUGAAGAAUUUUCUGCAAAUAAAUGCUUUUUUUUAACUAUUUUUUUCUAAUAAGUUGAUGUUUUCCCGCAUUAAGUUAGUUUCGUAAUAGCCAAACUGCCUCGUGUUAAGGCUUGCAUUUGUUUACUUGAAUGUUUUUUGUUUUGUAUGUUACACAUUUGUCUGUAAUGAUCAAAUUACAUUAUUUUUCUAUUAUGAUAUGAUUUGAACGAAUGAAUUUCUUGCAUAAAAAUGUGACAAUGAUUUUUCUUUCAGUUGAAUCAUGGCAGAGGUCUAAUCUUAUGCAUUAUUUUUAAUUUCUAGUGUUAGGAUUAGAUAUAUCUUGAUAACGUUCCCUAAUUUCAGAACUGAACUGGUGUAAUGAUCAUUCUUUUCGAACGCAAGUGCGAGCUUUAACCAAAUUGAUAAAGUUAAUCUGGCUUACUUACAUUUCUAUUCUCAGCUAACAGGUGUGUGCGAAUCAGCUGAAUGAUCCAAAGUUGUUUGUUUCUAUUAUUAUUAUUAUUAUUAUUAUUAUUACUAUUAUUACUAUUAUUACUAUUAUUACCAUUAUUACUAUUAUUAAUAUUACUACUUAUAUUAUUAUUUGACCAGUAAAAUCAUGCAAUAAAAUUUGCUACGAUUUCAUAUCCAAAAGCCUGAUUCACUGAUAAUUACUUCAAAGAUCACGACCAGCAUGUGCAAUUAGCGAUUCGAUCAUUGUAACACGGACAGCUCAUCAAUUUCAAAUAUUCAUUUGUUACAAUUUUGUUUCUCUUCGUACAUUCUUCAAUCUUGACUGUUCCUCAUCUGAUAAAUAUGUAUAGCGGAUGAGACAUGUGCAUCAGGUUUCGUUUAGAAAAAGCACUUGAUCUUACGUCACUUUUUAUUCACUUUACUUCGAUUGUGAGAAGGGCUGUAUAUAUUCAUAUUCACUAAUUGGAGGAUUGACAAAAAGAAGGGAAAAUUCCAGAAGCACAACGCGCUUCUUUAAAAAUGUAACAAUUGAAGAAGUAUUUGAAUGUGUAGUCAGUAUACCAUGGAAACAGAAGAAACUAGGCGAAAAUGAUAUUAAAAUCAUUCAAAUACCUGUAUCAAUAACUUAGAGACUAUUUACGUUAACUCAUCAUUAAAUCAGUUCAUCUGUAAUGCGAUCAACCGUAAUGUUAUCAUACAUUUUGUCUCAUUGUCGAAAACGGAUCAUGCAUACAUAUUAACUUUUUUGUUUUAAUUUUAGGGCAAUAUUUUUCAACAAAACCAACUAUGCAUUGCAUUUUAGCUCAUAUACUUGGGCUAAUUGCAGGAAAAUUAUAAUCUAUGGGAUAGACAGUAGCUUCUUUUUCUUCUGCUUUGGAAUUUUAUUUAUAUUAUAGAUCGUGAUUUACCUGUAAUCAGUUUCGCAAUUUAUUAAACAACACGUCUCUAUAAUUUUGGAAUAUUGCUAACGAUUGUGGAGAUUUUGAUAAUGCCAUAUCUGAAAAUGAAUCAGAAUGUGCAAAUUGGAUUAGAUUUAUGUCUCGUUAUAACAAAAUUAACAAAUGAAUAAUUUUUUUUUCACGUGAAUAUUAGAUCUUAACGUAUAGCAUUCUAUCGUUUUAUUUUAAUUUUCAUAACUUUACAACUCUAUCAAUAGAAAUUGUAGAUAUAAACUUAUAUAAGGAGACACUGAAUCGCAGCAUUGUUGUGUAAAUUUGUUCAAAUAGUGCAAAUAUAUACAAUAUGUUCGAUGAUAUAAUUCUGUGAUUAGUGACUCAAGUUUCGGCAUCCCAAAAGCAUUUUUAUACAAAUUUGGUCAGGAUACAAAAGUUUCGCACAGGCCUUGUUCUGAUAAAGUUUUUCUGUGGUACCGCGAUAUGGUAUAACUAUUAUUGUAUUGAAUAAUAUUAAAUUUAUAACUUGAAUGUAAGUAAGAGUGAAACAUAAUAAUUGUGAACAAUGAUGGAUGGAUGUUUAUUGUAUUUAAGCAACAUAAAAACAAAAAAAAUUGAAAAGAAAACAAACAAGCUAAACUGUCUGCUCACAAAUUUUACAGUAUCUGCUCUCGCUAUGAUGCAACGGCCGUUCGUUUUGUUCUUCACAAAUAAAGUAAAAAUGUAUAGCAGUUUGUAAUUGCAACGGUCAAUUAGCACAUGGUAAUUGUUAUGUUUAUGAGCACUUUCGAGGAGUUUAACGUACCAUGCCUGAGCGUAGCAUUUUAAAUAACGACCAGUGUUCAAAAAAGACAGGUGGAUGCUGAAAAAAUAUGGAAAUAAUGUGGGUCAGGCACGGAUUUAAAAACCGCUUACCCGGUGUGGUGACAACAUAUUACGAGUAUGAAAUUGCUCUUUAUUUAUUCAUACACUGUUCACAAUCUGCAACUGAAUUAAAGUAUUCUAAUAAUUUUCUCAAAAUUACCGCAAACAAUUAAAUGAUGUUCGUUGUACUCAUGAGAUGCUACUGUAAUGUCCGCGAACAGUAGGGGAUAAACAUUGGUUUUACAUACUUCGAAUGAGGAGCAGAUUCAAAAUAGUUAAUGCUAUUUGCCGGUCUGUGACAUAAGUAAAGUAUUGUAUUGGUUCUAUAAUAAAACAAAUUAUGAAUCUA
This is a messenger RNA of Athalia rosae (coleseed sawfly), 7183 nucleotides long. It is a transcript of the gene pds5, whose product is annotated as sister chromatid cohesion protein PDS5 homolog B. Gene Ontology annotation, cellular component: chromatin; nucleus. The record is from RefSeq and is a predicted model, not a curated record. Lineage: Eukaryota; Metazoa; Arthropoda; Insecta; Hymenoptera; Athaliidae. Bases 374 to 4018 code for a protein of 1214 amino acids. The transcript is spliced from 17 exons. Gene Ontology annotation, biological process: DNA repair; mitotic sister chromatid cohesion.